AUCUGGUCGCAUUUAUCUAACCAAAUUCCAGACGGCCCCGGGAAUCCAAUUGGGAGUGGAACUCCUCGAGGAGAGAUUAGUAAUUUGAGGCGCUGCUGAUGCAACUGCCCUCUCCGGAACUCCGCCCUCUUUUCUCUCUCUUUAUCGUUUUCUCUCUCAAGAAAACAUCAAACCAAGAGAAAGAGAAAUCCAUCCAACGCAUACUCUCUCACUCCCUACUCCCCACUGCCACCACCACCACCACACAGUGCUCUGCUCUCUUCUCCACUCCAUCAUUUCCAUCACCGUCCACCGCCAUGGACGCUUAUGAAGCUACUAAGAUAGUCUUCUCCAGGGUUCAGAGCUUGGAUCCAGAUAACGCUUCGAAAAUCAUGGGUUACAUACUGAUUCAGGACCAGGGGGAUGAAGAGAUGAUAAGAUUGGCCCAUGUUCCUGAUACUUUCCUCUUGUCUCUCAUCAAUCAGGCCAAGGAUUUUCUUGGCCUUCCCUCCAACUCUUCUUCUUCCUCCUCGCAUUCUGCGCCUUGUUCGCCUUCCCCCUUCAGUCCCACUACCAAGUUCGGCCCUCUCACCCACUCGCCCCCCAGAAUCACGAUUCCUAACAACAAUGGCUUCCCUUCUUCUCCGUCGUCUCUCUGGCCCUCUGGGUCUCCUGCGUUUUCCAGAAAUCACCUCUCAUACGCCGCCGUGGUUAACGGUUCCACAAACCCUCCUCCGGCCUCCUCCGCCACUCCCAGUUCUUCUCCUCACCCUUUCUACAAUGGGGAGCCCACUGAUCAGUUUGAGCCUUUUGACCCGAUAAUGAGCCCGACCGGGAACAAGAGCGAUUCACUUAUUUUCCCGUACGAGGAAAGCCCUGACCCCCACCAGCAGCUUCACAGGCGGCGGUUCUCGAUGAGCGACGGUUAUCUUGGUGGAUCAGAAGACGGUUUGAGGCCUUGCAUGUACUUCGGCCGGGGUCUUGCCAAGAACGGCGGUGGCUUUACUGACUCGGCGGCUGAUGGGUCUGCUUCCGUUUUCGGUGGUUCUCCCGGAAAAAUUGACGCCGCCUCUUUGGAUGAGCUUGUUCGGAUCAAAGCUCUUCAGCAGCAGAGGUUUUCACAGCUCAUGGCUUCUAGUGCUCACCACCCUUUCUCGUACAACAAGUGCAUGAACAUUCUGAACGAUAACCCGAGGUCUCCACCAGCUGCAUUGAUGCUGGGGGAAGAGCUUCGCAAGUUCGGGCGUUGCCGAUCAGAAGUUAAUGACUACUCCAGCAUGGGUUUGGCCGGAUACUCCAAUUCUUGCUCGCGGCAAAUAUACUUGACAUUUCCUGCUGAUAGCACCUUUAGUGAAGAGGAUGUUUCUAAUUACUUCGGCUUGUAUGGGCCAGUGCAAGAUGUAAGAAUUCCUUACCAACAGAAGAGAAUGUUUGGGUUUGUCACAUUUGUGUACCCGGAGACUGUGAAGCGGAUCUUGGCCAAAGGGAAUCCACACUUUGUGUGUGACUCUCGUGUGCUUGUGAAACCCUACAAGGAAAAGGGGAAUAUCCCAGAAAAAAAACAGCAGCACCAGCAGCACCAUAUGGACAGGGGGAAGUUUUCAUCUUGCUUAAGCCCAUCUGGUCUUGAUUCUCUGGAGCCCCAUGACCUUCCUUUCGGACCAAGGAUGUUUUAUAAUUCACGCGAGGCAAUGCUUCGAAGAAAGCUAGAGCAAGAUGCUGAGCUGCAACAGGCCAUUGAGCUUCAAGGAAGAAGACUGAUGAAUAUGCAGCUUUUGGACCAGAAAAAUCAUCAUAAUUAUCAUCAGUUCCAGCCUGCUUCAUAUCCUGGAAUUUCAGUCCCUUCUUUGAGCAGUUCUCUUUCACAAAACUAUCACAGUCUUGUCCCAGAAAUCAAUGCUGACCACCAUGUGAAGCUUCCAUGGGAGCAAACUGAAGCCCAUGAGAAUGAUAGUGGAAAUGAUAAUAGUAUCAAAAAGGAGCAAAGCUCGAAUCUUGAUGCCCUUGAACUGAAUGCAAGCACGGAGAACAAGCUUCCAGAUGGCCUUUUUGCAUUCCCUGCAAAAUAUAAGGUGGAAGUAGACAGUGCUUCUUCACAUGCACCAACGGACGCAGAUGAUAGUUCCUCAGCAACACCCUCCAAUGACAUCCCUGCCAUGCUCCCGUCUACUUCUGCUCUCAACAUGGCUUCUCUUCAAGCAUGUUCCCUGAAGAUCCCUAAGUUAACUACCGGACAAGAAGCCAUUGAAGUGUAGGCAGUAGACUUGAGCAGGAAAGCUGACUUGUAUAUCCAUAACAAAGAAAAGAUCUGCAAGGAGGAUCGCUUUAAAGACAUGUUUUCAUCAUCAAUAGGAUAUUACCGGCAAGGAUACAUAAUGCAUAUGUAUAGGACAGAUGAACUGGUUUAAGGGGAGUAGGAUCCCUCUGUCUAUUUUGUACCCUCUUUUGUAGUUGUGUGCUGGACCCCACAUACACACACUCACAUAAGAAUAGCAUCAUCCUCAUAACAAACAUUACCCCCCACCCCCUAGUAGUCGUAAUAUGCCCUAGUAGUAGUAGUGGUGGUGGUAUAACUCUAUAUUUUGUCCUACAAUCUUAUAAUCUUAUUACCUCAUAUUUACCCUUGUUUCUUAUUUCCUACUUUACGUCUUUACCAGCUCAUCCCGAUUUCCCGGUAAAUCGCUACAGUACUAAUAAAUAAUUACUCCCGCAGUAGCCGUAAAAGUUCCUCUAACCAAUUCUUUCAUUGGCAUAAAUUGUAGGAGCUGUGCUAGGUGUACACAUUUUUGUGUACACCUUUUGUACACUCGCUUGUCUCGCGCACAAGAAAUUAUCUGUCCACAUACAGAAGUGCGUGAGACAGACGAAUGUACAAAAUGUGUACACAAAGCAUUUUUCAAAUUUUAUUUACUUGUUAAGCUGCCUUGUGAAAGAAAAUCCUAUUUAGGGGCGACCAUUAGGGGUGGAACUGGUUCUGAUUUUGGAGCAGAACUCAAGAGAGUAAAGAACUAGAACCAUGGCCCUUUUUUCUGGACCGUUCUAAAUCGGUUUGGCCGUUUGGGUAUCCAUUUUUUACAUCUAAAAUAGGCCUAAAGGUUGUGUUGACUGAAUCAGAAUCAGAACGGGUUUACCUGGAUAAAUUUAAUGUUACCCGAUUUCCCUCGCUCUGAUCUCUCCGUGAAAAAUCAGAUCGAGACGGGCUCAAGUCGACGCUAGCGUCUAUAUGGUGAUUAAGUGUAAAGUGUAUUUGUUUGGAUUAAAGAAUGCAUCCAGGUCCCCCGAAAAGGGAAAUAAUCGGAACUUUAACGGUGCUAUCUGCCUAUCUGGUAUUUGUUUGGAUUUCGGUCCUGAUUCGGUUCUUGGUGAAUUCUUGACUUGAUUCAAAAGAAAAAAAGUGGCCCGGUUUGGUCUUAUUUUUGAGGCACUGGCCUGGAACAGAUAAAGUCCCUAUCCUGAAUCUGAUCAUUGGUUUAGUUUUUUAGAGAAUAACAGGGUGGUUCUGGGCGGGUUCAGAACCUGAAACUCAAGCUUUAGAUCUGAUAUGCAGAAAGGUGAAUUUAUUCACAAGAAAAACUUCCCAAGAAGAAGAGAUUAGGUGGAUGAGAGGGUUAACUACUGCAGGGAAGAAAGGGCCUAAAAGGGAAAGCAAGUGUGAGAUCUUUUAGGGUGGGGGUGUGGGUAAAGUUACCAUCAUGCCAUAUUUUUGAUUGCUCCUCUCUGUUCAGACACUGCCCUUUAUGGGGCCUAGAAGGAGAGAGGGGUGCAGAAAAAGCAAAGUAAAGCUAGGAUUCUUUAAUGCAAUUUAAAGUGACUUUGGAGGACUCUUUUGUCCUUUUCUUUGGUUUCUUUUAGGCUGGACAUGAAAGGGUGAGGGCCA
This is a messenger RNA of Cuscuta europaea, 3856 nucleotides long. Lineage: Eukaryota; Viridiplantae; Streptophyta; Magnoliopsida; Solanales; Convolvulaceae. The record is from the annotation of a GenBank genome assembly.